Penicillium waksmanii is the source of this 978-nucleotide messenger RNA. RefSeq names its product FMN-binding negative transcriptional regulator. The record is from RefSeq and is a predicted model, not a curated record. NCBI's taxonomy places the organism in Eukaryota, Fungi, Ascomycota, Eurotiomycetes, Eurotiales, Aspergillaceae. The transcript has 3 exons. The annotation marks the transcript as partial.
AUGGUAAAAACUCUGCUCCUCCAAGGCCGAAACCUAAACAUCACCCUGGGAAGACUUAAUCCAAGAAUCACCAUCAUCACACGCACCAUGCACCUACGCGCUGAACACGCCGUCACUGACCUCCCCACCCUGCACACCUUCAUCCGCACACACCCCCUCGGCGUCCUAACCACCUCACUACCAUCGGAGAACUUUCCUACGUUACAGUGUAGUCAUAUUCCGUGGGUAUUGGACGGUGUGGACGGGGCCGGGAGCGCGGGCGAUGAAACCAACAAGCAAUGCACAAGCAAAGGCCCAAACGGCAACAGAAACAGAAAGAGACUUGGCACACUACGCGGCCACAUUGCGCGCGCAAAUCCGCAUACAAAGGCUUUAAUCGAAGCCGUUACGGAGGCGGGGGCGGGGACAGAGACCGGUCCUAAUUCGGUUGUGAGGCAGCAGCAGCAGCAGAAGCAGCAGGGAGAUCGAGAGGGUCAGAGUCAGGACGAGGAUGAGGACCAAGAGCAGGGAAAACUUGAAGGACAAGGGCAGGUCCUUCCUGGCGAAGUCUUGAUUGUAUUUACCAGUCCAGUGGAUCACUACAUCACGCCGCAGUUCUAUACAGCGUCGGUGGGGAGUGGGAGUGGGAAAGUCGCGCCAACGUGGAAUUACGCCGCGGUGCAGGUGUACGGACGAAUGGUUGUGUACCAUUCUGUAAAGGAGGAGGCGACGGGGGGAGUUUCUUACUCGGCAAUUGGGGGAUUUGGCGAGGGUUGGGGAGGUGGGGAUUAUGGGGGGCGAUCUCCGUGGAGGAUUGCUGAUGCGCCGGCAGAGUAUAUUUCGAUGCUGAAGAAGGGGAUCGUGGGGAUGGAAGUGGAGAUCACGCGGGUGGAGGGAAGGUUUAAGGGGAGUCAGGAGAAAGGCGUCUUAGAUCGAGAGGGUGUUAUUGGUGGGUUGGAAGAGAUGGGGGGGUUCGAGGGCGAAGGAGAUGGCUGGUUU